CACCUAUCCCCUUCAACAUAAACAAACAACCGUAAAGAGACAGCAGCUGCCGCUGCAAACACACGUGCACUGCGCUGCGUGCCGCAAUGGCGCUGGUGGCGGUGAUGGGGCUGCCUGGCAGCGGCAAGAGCACGCUCUGCGCGCUGCUCAGGGAGCUGCUGGUGAAGCAAGGGUACGCAGAUGUGGCAGUCGUCGACUUUGACGACGCAGCUGUCCAUGAUGGUGAUCGCGAUAGUGUCAGCGAAGCCACGUGGAAGGAACAGCGAAGGAUGGCACUGGCCAAAGUGGAGGCACUGCUGCAGGCACCGCCCUGUGGUGAGGGUGCUGGCAAUGGUGACGGCAACGACGCCGGCAGCCAAGUGCAACGUCGUGAUGCGGUGGUCAUCGUCGACGACACGUUACACUUGAGGAGCAUGCGCCGCGAGCUCUUUCGGAUCGCUCGACAAUGUGGCGUUGGGUUUGGUGUGAUUGCUGUCCAGACGGAAGUGGAGGAGUGCUGCCAGCGGGAUCUGGCCCGACCACAACCAGUUGGAGCCGCCGUCAUCCACAACAUGGCCAGCCGCGUCGAGCUGCCAGCCGAGGCAUGGGAACCAAGCAUCACCGUGCAGAACAGCAGCCGCUGCUCGAAAGACGAGGAGCUAGCUGUCCAGCGUACCGACGUUCUCAAACACUGCUCAGAGUUCCUCGCGCGCACUUGCUCCCAGCCCCUCACACCCUACAUCGACAAUACGGCAGCCAAGGCUGCUGCUCGGCUCGCAACAGCCAAGAGCUUACUGCACCAGACCGACCUUCGUCUUCGCGGCUGUGUUGGAAAUGCCCUCAAGACAGCCACAGCUCUCUCCGCUGAGGAGAGACGAGACGCCGUGUCCCGCAUCUCUGCCCUCAAGUCUUCUGUCUUGGCUGACCUGCGAGCUGUUGGUGAUGCGCUGAGCGCGCUCGAGUGCGAGGAGGCCGUGACGGCGUUUGAAGCCGCAAUACGCGACAUUGUGCAACCAUGAUGCCAGCCGGGUCCGGUCAGUGGUGCGCGCAAAGGUUUAAUCGUCAUCAAAGGCACAAGGGACAGGAAGACAGGAGCAAAGAGAAGAAGAAGAGGAGGAAGAGGGAAAAGAGGUUGUUACACCAGUCAAACGUGCAAUGUGACACCAACAACGCGUCCAGAACCGCACAACAACAGCUACGCACACGCACGCGACACACUCUGGCAGCCGGAUAUGUAGUAAACACCGAAAGGAGACGCCUGUCUGUUCCAACCACCAACAAACACUUGGCACAUUCACUGUGCUCAUUCCUCCCCCACGUCCAUAUCGCCUUCUCCGGCAUCUGCAUUCUCGCCUCCAGCGCCGCCUGUUUGAGUGGAAGCACAGCAACCAACAAGAUUGCAACAAGCAGCGCACGAGAGUGAGUCACCGAGUGAUGAGUGAUCUCUUGCGAUCUGGCGGUGCGCGGUACGACCAAACAACUCGCACAUGCGUCAAUGCUUCUCGCGCAUGCGCGCGUCUAUAUUCCGCACCACUGUACACACACACAUACACAAAAGCAAACACACACACACACACACACAGCUGGCUUGACCUGUGAUACGGAUGGCGCCGACGUCGUCUGCGGGCUUCUCCGUCGGCUCAAGCGCAAACCGCUUCAUCUUCUUAAGCGCCUACAAACACACACACACACGCACGCAAGACGGAGAGAGAAAACAAAGGGUGCGGUGGCAUGCGUAAGGUUGCGGUUGAGGCGCUACGCAGAGCAUCGCUUCCAGCACUCUGCCUCAGUAAUGCAUUCCUGCUCUCGCCCCCCCCCUUUUUUUUUUCCUUCUUUCCUCUCUUCCUCCGCCACCUCGUUCAGAGUGGAUGCAUUAGAUACCACACGCCAGCCAGCACCCUGCGUGCCACAGCCACCCCCUCUCCCUCCCUCCAUCGACAACAUGGCCUGCCUCUCCCAGUGCGUUGUACCUUUUCGCCCGAGAGCUUCUGUACAACGGCCUUGUUCUUCUCGUAAAUUGCC
Molecule: messenger RNA, 2001 nt
Organism: Salpingoeca rosetta
Lineage: Eukaryota; Choanoflagellata; Craspedida; Salpingoecidae
Exons: 5
Coding region: 87-998 (303 amino acids)
Molecular function (GO): kinase activity; tRNA binding
Source: RefSeq, a predicted model, not a curated record